This is a messenger RNA of Geodia barretti, 867 nucleotides long. Lineage: Eukaryota; Metazoa; Porifera; Demospongiae; Tetractinellida; Geodiidae. The record is from the annotation of a GenBank genome assembly.
AUGGGUCUGCCCAUGUCUUACAACCUGUUGCGCGCUGGCUAUGACCUUACGGUUCACAAUCGUAGCCAGGAGAAGGUUCGCCAGAUUGCUGAUGCCGGAGCGUCGGCGGCGACUUCGACCGCCGAGGUCAUGGCCAAUUGCGACAUCGUGCUGGCCUGUCUGCCUGACGUGGCAACCUGCGAGGCGGUUCUCCUCGGUGACGACGGCGCUCUGCCCAACGCGCGCCACGGCCAGAUCAUCGUUGACCACAGCACCGUCGGCGCGGCGACUUCCAAAGCCUGCGCCGCAGUCGCCGAGAACCGAGGCGCGAUGUUCCUCGACGCACCCAUCAGCGGCGGAACCGAGCGGGCCACCGACGGCAGCCUGACCAUCAUGGUGGGCGGCCCGGCGGAAGCCUACCGGGCGGUUCAGCCUCUGUUCGAUGUUAUGGGAGCCGUCGUGCACCAUGUUGGUCCAACCGGUUCCGGCACCGCCGCCAAGUUGGUAAACCAACUGCUGGUCGGCGUCCACAAGGUGGCGGCGGCGGAAGCCAUGCUGCUGGCUGCCAAGUCAGGGGCCGAUCCGGCGCUGGUGUUUGAACUCGUCAACUCGGGAUGGGGACAGAGUUUCAUCCUGGGGCGCAAUGCUCCGGCCAUGCUCGAUCGUGAUUUCGACGGCAUUCGGACCCAACUGCGCGUGUUCCUCAAGGAUCUCGGCCUCAUCCAGGAGAUGGCGAGGGAUUUGGGGACUCCAAUCCCGGGAGGCGACCUCGCCUAUCGUCUCUUCCAGGAAGCGGUGGACCAGGGCCUCGGAGACUUGGAUGGCGCGGCCAUCGUCCUGCCGAUGGAAGAGCAGGCCCAUUUCCAGAUACAACGCACGGGCGGGUGA